Symbiodinium sp. CCMP2456 is the source of this 6870-nucleotide messenger RNA. The record is from the annotation of a GenBank genome assembly. Lineage: Eukaryota; Dinophyceae; Suessiales; Symbiodiniaceae.
AUGGAUGCCCGCCAGCUCUCCGAGCUGCCGUCUGUGCUCCGCUUGAUUGACCGCAUCCAACGGGUGCUUGCUGCUUACAGGCUUUGGCUGCAAGAGCAACGGGGCCGUCUCGACGGAGCCUAUCUUCAGAUAGCCAGUUUGCGUGCUCAAGGACCGGGCUUACAGGAGCUCCGCGAGGAGGUGGCUCGCACUGUUCUGAAUUUCAACGGCAGGCUUCAGGAUACCGAAGACGAUCUUGAGAACAUUUCGGCCCAGCACACACUUGCACUGCAAAUUUUCGAGCUCCGUCUUCAGCGUUUUUCUCAGGCGCUGCUGAUUCUGGGUGUCUUUCUUGUGCAGCUGCUACGGGGGGAUGAGUUGCCAGUGGUUGCAUCGCCUGACCUUGAGUCUCCUCAGGGUGGUGUUUUCAGUGAAUCCGAGCAAGGUUCGGCCGGCGGAGAGCCCCGCCUCCCAAGCGAUGCAUCUGGUGUCGCGACAGAGCAUGCUCUUGAAGUGGACCAGCAAGCUAGUGCAGGUAAUGGGGCCAGCUCGGCCGGCAAAGGCACCCAGCAAGCCUCGUUUUCGGAGGAUCCGAUUGAAGCUUUGCAACUGCCUUGGGAGACUCCGUUGAUGAAAGCAAUUUUCUCGAACGACACUCCUACGGCGAUUGCAGGCUUGCCGCCUGUGACCUUGGCUGUCAAGGAGGCCCCGCCUGCCCUGCCAGCUCAGGUCGUGCUGCAUCGCAAGGGUCCCGCAGUUGCCAGUGCCUUGUUCGAGGGUAACAUUUGUGCGCAUGCCAUUCGGAAAUUCAGAGAUGAGGAUGAUGCCAUGCGGGAGGAAAGGUUGCUACAUCGUGCUGCGGCAAAGUGGUCCUUCAUUGUCUUCAGGUAUGCCCGCGAGUUGGGCUUAGCACCGACCUCGGAAGAGGAAGUCAUUGCGUGCUUCGGCACCCGGUCAGUGCACACAGUCACCAAGCGUGCUAACACUUUUGCUGCUUUCAUGCGAUGGCUUGAUGUGCUAACCAACUCCAGCAUCUCAGCAUUUUGUGAUGAAGCCUACUGGAAAUACCUGCGGUUCCUUGAGUCCUCGGGCGCAUCCGCGUCCAGCGGUACAUCCUUCUUGGCGAGUGUCAGGUUCGGAAAGUAUGUAAUGGGAUUGGACUGCACCGAGGAGCCCAGCAGGCGUUGCGUGGGGUUGGCCGAGAAGCUUGCGGGACAAGCUGGCGUGGUGAGACAAGCAGCGCCGCUGACAGUAGCGCAGAUCCUUGUCCUUCACGAAAAGUUGCAUGCCGAUGCAACUAGCCUUUGGGAUAAAGUCUUUUGCGCCUACUGCUUGAUUGCCCUCUACGGCAGAGCCCGUCAUAGUGAUCUUAAGCGAGUUGACUACAUUGAGUGGGACGUGCCUUCCUCGGGGGUUGGUUCAACUGAAGGCUGCCAGGGGUACAUCAUAAUCUACACCCGACACCAUAAGACGUCGCGGGCCACUGCAAAGAAGGCUCGUUUGUUGCCAAUCAUCGUGCCAGUGGCUGGAAUACACUCUCGGCCAUGGAUCUUCGCAGCUAAGGAUGCCUUCGAGAAGGUGGGGCUCUCUUUGUCGGGAGACAUAAAAGGGCCUCUGUGUAGGCCUCCGAAGGACCUUGAUUCGAAAAGCCUGUGCAACCGAAGCGUGACCUCCGAUGAGAUCUCCAUCUUUGUCCGGCUGGUCUUGGGCCUCGGCAGAGAGGCUCCCGAGCUUGGUGAGCGUGUGACCAGUCAUAGCCUAAAGCGAACAUGCCUCUCGUGGGCCAGCAAGGCAGGAUUCGAUCGCUUGACCAGGUGCUGCCUAGGUCGUCAUGCAUACACAACUGAGGGUACCGAAGCAAUCUACUCAGUGGAGUUGGGGCUGCCUCAUGUUCAGAAGCUUGAAUCGCUGCUCCGCUUCAUUGUGACCGGGACGUUUGCUCCCGAUGCCUCGCGGUCCUUGAUGUGGGCCUUCCCACCGCCAGCAGGUGAGGUCGCUCCCCCUGCGCAGCAGGUCAUUGCUAGUGAGCCUGUUGUGGGCAUUCCCGAGGUGCCGACUGACAUCGGGGAAGAGGCGUCGGUGGACGAGGGGCAAAGCAGCUGCUCCACUUCAAGUAGCAGCAGCAGCAGCGAGUCCAGUUCAUCGGACGGAGAUGCAAAGCCGCUAGCUAAGAGGGCGAGGGUGUCAGAUGCAGUUCCGAACCGCAUUGAUGCAGAGGGUGGCUGGGUGGUGCACAGACGUCACGCGCAUGGGAAAUCUCGUGUGCAAGACUUGCCAACGAAAUUCCAGCUGAGGGCAGAAAAGAGCAGGGCAGUCAUGGAAGUGGGUGGCAUGGGUCCUCAGGGGCCGCCACCCUCCUCGGGCAAGGGGGGCCUGGCCCUGCCCAUUAAGGCGCACUUUGCUGCGCGAGCCGCUGAGGUCCGGCUGUCGAAUGAGUCCAUCCUGGCUCUGAAGAGGCAUGGUUUCCAGACGCUGGGGCAAUUAGCCUAUGCAGUGGGGCAGCCGGGGCAGCUUAUUCCUGAGCUUGAGUUCACAGACUGGUGCAGAGCUCACGUGCCGGCAGCGUCGGCAGCCGACUUAGCGUCGUUGAAGCGGCUCGUCUUCGAAGCUCAGACUUUAGCCCUCACGCAGCUUCGUGCGCAAGUGACGGAGCCGGAUGCAGCAUCAAAGAGGGUCCCUGAGGCAGAAAGAGAGCGCAGGCUCCAGCGUUUGAGGGAUGACUUAAGUGGUCUGAACAUUGAGGGGCCACUGGAGCCCGGGAGGAAGCUUUUGGAUGAGUGUGCGCAUCAGGAGGCUCUCGGACAGCUUAAGUACUUGUCGCCAGACAGAUGCAUCAGUCGAUUGCACGAGGUGACUCACGCCAAGCCCUCAAGCCGUCAAGUGGAGAUUGACCAAAGCCGCUUGGUCAUCAAGGAUGCCCAGGACGAGAUCUCAAUGCCAGCUUCUUCUGCUCUGCAAGUUCAGGAGGCUCUUCGAAGGAGAGGGUUAGCGUACACGUUCGCCCAAGCCGUGACGUGGAACUCUUAUGACAAAUAUGUGACUAGGCUUUUCGCUCACAUGCACCGGGACCCCCCACCGUCUUGCAAUCGCAUCUCCGUCAGCCAAAUCGUGGAAGCCGACCGACUGGUGUUCACCAGGUUGAUCGAACUGAACAUCAAGCCCAAGCAGGACACAGAUGGCAGCAUGCCGAUGGACAAGGCCCCUCAUGAGGCUCUUGAAUCGUAUGAAGUAAGUUUCGCCUUGAUGCACCUCCCCAGCAAGGGGCCCGGGAAUCCACCUAGGCCUUGGAAGCGACUGAAGACUCAGCAUCAGGAUACCCCUGGAAAAGGCAAGGACAAGAACAAGAAGGGAAAUGGAAAGGGCGGCAAAACAGCUGCCCCAUGGGUGAGCAUUCCUAAGUUCAUCAGGGAUCGCGGUGGCCAUGCAGCCACGCCGGCAGGUGAGCCCAUCUGCUUCACGUAUUCCAUUCACGGCAAGUGUGCAGUGCCAAAUUGCCCUCGCAAGCAUGUCUGUGCUCGCUGCUUCGGUGAGCAUGCUCUCUUGAAUCACAAAGACAAGGUGAUCCAAUCCCAGGUUUUUGAUGUGGCUUGCAUUGCAGCCCUUGCCAACGCUGAGGUCCACUCUUGGACAACCGGCGCUUACGUCUUAGGUGGCAACCUGGGGGCGCGCCAGAACCUGACGCUGUUUCCUUUAACCUCGACUCUUUUGGCCUGCGUCCUCAGAGCUGCCCAGUCGAAUGCAACUUUCACUAGUCUUGCGCUUCUUUCGAAUCAACGUGCCAUCGUGCAUCGUGACUUAAACAAUGCUGCAGCCUCCGUGAAUACCGCCAUUGCACUCAGUCAAUUCGGGGGCGGCGGCAUCUGGGUCCAAGGAGAUGGUGCCGAGGUCUGCCCCGACCCAUCGGGCAGUGAACUUGGUCAUGUCUUGAAUUUUGAUUGCGGCGCGAUUCAAUUCGAUUCACAUGUCAAUCACGCAACAGUGCCCUGGUCUGGUUUGCAGCGCUUGCUGGUGGCAUUUACUGUCAAAGGCUUCGAAGCCAUGGGGCCUGAUCUAAUCGAGAGUUUGCUGCAAGCCCAAUUUGCAGUUCCUGCCAUUGGCACCGCGGAUGUCUUCCUCAGGCCUACUUCGAGCUUCCCCGUGUGUGUGGAGCUUUUUGCGGGCAUCGGCCGCCUCACUUCGCACCUUAAGGCGCAUGGUUACCCGGGUUCCGUUUGCGUUGACAUCCAGCCAAGCUCCUCAGCUUCAACGAUCCCGCGAAAAGUGGACAUCAGCAUGCAGGUUCCUUUGAUCAUCGAGUGGUUGCGCUCCCCUCAUGUGUUUGCUGUGCAUUUGGCGCCGCCGUUUGCGUGUGAUGAGCCUUUGUGUUUUGCUCUUGCGGCUCUUGUGAGCUUCGCUGUGGAAGCCAAGCACUUAGUUUCUUUCGAACUGCCUCUCAGCAGCCCAUUUUGGGCGUCGGAGGCUGGCAAGCAGGUUGAGACACUGUGUCCCCACGUCGUUCUGCUUAACUUGUGCUGCUUCGAUUCUGAGCCAGUGUCUAGUGCUAUCGCCAGCAAUCGUGAUGCCUUUAGCAGUCUUCAGACUUCUUGCACUUGUGGCCAGCCUCACUUGCAACCGGAGUCGUCCGAUCGGGCAUACUCCUGGAAGUUGGCUACUCGCUUGGCAGCUUGCAUAAAACAUGAGCCAGCGGCUUCGCCGCCCGCAGCCGACAUGUCUGCUAGGGCGGCCACGCUGUCGCAGCCCAAGGCAUCCAAAUUCCCUGCGUUGGUGUCGGAGCACCAACAAGUCGUCAUCACUCGAGGCUCAGCUGACUCAGCUGACUGGCCCGUUGUUUGCAUGGGCCGCUUGAAAGCUUCGCUGCAGCUGCCUGCAUCAGUAUACUGCCAUCUUCGGACCUUGCCAGAGGGAUCGCAGCUGUUGCGUGUUACACCUGACACUUCGGUUAAGAGGGGUGAGCCUGAGGUUUUCAUUUCGGCUUGGGGGUUGCCUAGGUCGCCAGAGGAGUUUGUGAAAGCAGCAGUGGCAGCCGGCCACCCGUGUCGCAACGACUUUGUGCUUCCAGCUGCCCUUUCAGGUGCCAUAGAGAGAAAUGCAACCGAAUCAUCCGAGUCCCUUGCCAGGAGCAGAGCGAUGUUCUUCAAGAAGUGGGCGGCCCGCAGCAUUGAGCUUGAAGGCGCAGAGCGUGCGUUCAAAGAAUCGUUGGCCCCUCACGUGUCUCAGAGUCUUGCACCGAAGAAGCUUUUGCUUUGGAAGGAGUUGAUGGAAGCAUUCGAAUAUCCGGAUGUUGAUGUCUUCAAUGAAGUGACUCAGGGCGUUUUGUUAACGGGCCCCACGCCUGUGACAGGGAUCUUCCCCCCGGUUUUUUGGCCCCCUAAUAGGUCGGACAAGGACUUGUCGGUUUGGGCCCCCGAGCUGAGGGAAAGAAUCUUGGAUCGUGUCAGGCCACAGGGUGAUGAGGACGUUGUGGUCCACCGUAAGACGGUUGAGGAGAGAGAAAUGAAGUGGGCUAGGGGUCCGGUUGCUAGGGAAACGCUUGAGCUGGAUGCGUUGGUCAGUAGGAGGUUUGGGUUGAAGCAGGGUGCCAAGGUUCGCCUGGUCGAUGACAUGUCGGCUAGUGGGGUGAACGAGCUCGUGACCGUGCACGAGUCUCCCAAGCCUCAUGGCCCUGACGUGAUUGCGGGGGCUGCUCUUGCGGCGAUGCGCCGCUUACCCGGGGUUCCGCUCUCGGGCAGAGCUUACGACCUUCGCUCUGCAUACAGACAGCUUCCGAUUCAUCCGAAUUCGUUGAAACAUUCUUAUGUGAGUCAUUGGAAUGCUGAAGCUUGCUCGGUUGAAGUGGACCAGCUUCUUGCGCUCCCUUUUGGAGCGGCGCGCUCAGUAUACUCUUUCAUCCGAGCUGCAACAUCAAUCUGGUGGUUAGGAUGUACUUGUCUGGGACUGAUGUGGAGCGUCUUCUUUGAUGAUUUCGUCACUCUUGCAAAGACAUGCGACACCCGCCACACCGAUGCGGCAGCCUCAGCCCUUUUCCGGCUGCUCGGCUGGAACUUCGACGAGUGUGGGUCAAAAGCGACCGAGUUUUCUAAGGUUUUUAAGGCGUUAGGUGUGGUUUUCAAUUUGUCCGAGGCCCAUCUUGGAAAAGUGUUAAUCACUAACACCCGUGAGCGGAUUGACGAGCUGUGCAACUUCAUUGCUCGUGUGGUGGAGUCUCGCGCCCUGUCUCGGGCGACGGCGCAGCGACUGCGCGGCAGGAUGCAGUUCUGCGACAGCUACCUGUUUGGUCGCUCGUCCAGAUUGUGCUUGCAGACCGUCACAAAACACGUGCACUCUGGAAGUGAUUCAGUUCAAGGCGAGGACCUUUGGGAUGCGCUUCUUCGCUUCCGCGAUUGCCUUAAGGCAAGCAAACCUCAUGCGAUCGAAGCCAAUCAUCAGGAGCCUCUCGUUUUGUUCACCGACGCCUGCUACGAGCCCGGGUCUUCGUGGUGUGCGGGGCUAGGGGCUGUGGUGUUUAGCUCUAGUGGGGUGCCGUUGGGGUUUUUCUCUUUGUGUGCUGACAAGGAUGCCCGCGAGGCGCUGGGCGAAGGAUCCAAGAAGACCAUAAUCUUUGAGCUUGAAUUCCUUGCCCUGCUAGCCGCUUUGGUGCAUUGGCGUGCCGUUUUCAAGAAUCGGCCUCUUGUAUGCCACAUCGAUAAUAACACAGCUAGGGACGUGGCCAUCUCCGGCCGUGGCCGGAGCUGUGUGGCCAGAGCCCUUGCGACGGGGCUCCUGACCUUGGAAGACUCGGGCGAGAUCCGGUGUUGGUACACGCGGGUCCCAUCGCCGUCGAAUAUUGCAGACCUGCCAUCCCGAUCGUCGUGUACAUCGCUGACCAUUGGGGGUGUGACCCUCGCAGCCGAA